This is a messenger RNA of Apis cerana (Asiatic honeybee), 6119 nucleotides long. It is a transcript of the gene yrt, whose product is annotated as erythrocyte membrane protein band 4.1-like yurt. Gene Ontology annotation, biological process: actomyosin structure organization. Gene Ontology annotation, cellular component: cytoskeleton. The record is from RefSeq and is a predicted model, not a curated record. Gene Ontology annotation, molecular function: cytoskeletal protein binding. NCBI's taxonomy places the organism in Eukaryota, Metazoa, Arthropoda, Insecta, Hymenoptera, Apidae.
GAUUAGCGAUAAAAAAAAUAUCUAUAGCUUUAUUGUAACCGAGAGAUGUGUAUCUUCUCCGGAUUCUUUGAAUUUCGCGAUUACUCGCGAAUUAUUAUGUCUAGUCAACAAAUAUAAAUAUAACUUAAAAUUUUUUUUGUAAUAUUAUUUUUAAUAUGUCCAUUUAACUAUCAUUUUUUUUGUGAUCGUUUUAAUAUAUUAUACUUGUGUUUCGUGUACAAGUGGGCGUAUUAACCGACGCAACGUAUCAUGAAAAAACAUAUAUCUAUGUAAAACAAGGAAUGUAGCAUUUUGGGUCAAUAUAUCGUUAUUGCUUACCAGCAAAUUUAUUCUGACGUAUGUCAAAUAAAAUGUUAAGAUUUCUAUCGCGACGCAGGGCUCGUAGUGUUAGUGGACAAACUACGUCCUCUCAAAUUAAAAAUCAACGAUUGCUAAGUAAUAAAAAUGUUGUUCAAUGUAGAGUUGUGUUACUUGAUGGUACAGAUUUGCCUAUAGAAUUAUCAAAAAAAGCAUUGGCUAGUGAUUUAUAUGAACAAGUAUUUUAUAGCUUAGAUUUAAUAGAAAAAGAUUAUUUUGGAUUGCAAUAUACAGAUAGUAAUAAUGUUCAACAUUGGCUAGAUCCUACAAAACCAAUAAAAAAACAAGUAAAAAUUGGACCACCAUAUACUUUACGGCUUAAAGUAAAGUUUUAUUCAUCAGAACCUAAUACUUUACGUGAAGAAUUAACAAGAUAUCAGUUUUUUUUACAACUUAAACAAGAUGUCUUGGAAGGAAAACUUCAUUGUCCUCAUCAAGUUGCUGUACAGUUGGCUGCUUUAGCUCUUCAAUCUGAACUUGGUGAUUAUGAUCCUGCCAUACAUAGUGCAGCUACAGUAUCAGAAUUUAGAUUUGUACCAGGUCAAACAGAGCAAAUGGAACUUGAAAUAUUAGAAGAAUAUACUAAAUGUUCUGGUCUUAGUCCAGCACAGGCUGAAUCAGCUUAUCUCAGUAAAGCAAAAUGGUUAGAUAUGUAUGGUGUAGAUAUGCAUACUGUUCUUGGUAAAGAUGCAUGUGAAUAUUCUUUGGGUUUAACGCCAACCGGAAUCCUAGUUUUUGAAGGAACACAAAAAAUAGGAUUAUUUUUUUGGCCGAAAAUUGGUCGAUUAGAUUUUAAAAAAAAAAAAUUAACAUUAGUUGUAGUAGAAGAAGAUGAUGAAGGAAGAGGAGAACAAGAACAUACAUUUGUAUUUAGGCUUGUUAAUGAAAAGGCUUGUAAACAUUUAUGGAAAUGUGCUGUAGAACAUCAUGCUUUCUUUCGAUUACGUGCACCUGUUAAAGGUGCUAGUGGACGUCAAAACUUCUUUCGUAUGGGUUCGCGUUUCCGUUAUAGUGGUAAGACAGAAUUUCAAACUACUCAAUUGAAUCGAGCACGUAGAACAGUACAGUUUGAAAGACGACCAAGUCAAAGAUACGCACGCCGUCAAAGUCAUGUUUUAAGAGAACGUCAACGUCAACAAGUGGAGCAACCACAAUCAGCUCCAGUGAUUACUAACGAAGAAGAAUUUUUACAACGUCAAUCAAGUCAAUGUAGUACGAAGUCUUCAGAUUCUAGCGUACAUCCUACACCUUCGCCUUUAGUAGAUUCCUUAUUGAAAUCUCUGGCCAAAGACCAGCAACCUUUAGAACCUAGAAAUCAAACAAUUGUUAAUACGGAAAAAGAAUCAGAACCAGUGAAAACAAGUUUAAUUAUCGAAAAUAUAAGUAAUCAAACAUCCUUAGUACCAAAUAAUCAAGUUGGUGGUACCUCUUCACUGCCUCCGCGUACACCUAUUCCUCCAGAAUCAUUAAAAUGCAAUAUAUUGAAAGCAAAGUCUUUAGAACAAGGAAAGAAUUCAAAUUUAGUUUCAAUUACGUCUAUGGAUACACCUACAGUUAUUGGUAAAAACAAUCAGCAUUCUGAUGCAGCAACAAUUGUAUCAGUGGGAGGAGAUAAACUGACACUUUCAGUAAGCGGAACUACAAUGAUAAAUCCAUCUGCUGACGACAACGUGACUGUAACACACUUUUCUCUAGAUAGCUGGGGACAAAUUGAACAAAAAACAACACAACUGAAUCCUAAAAUUUCAAAUCAAUCUCAAAAUCCAUUCAAUCCAUUUACUAGCGAUAAUAACAACGAAAUUACUAAUAAUAUCUCUGAAAACAUCGAAGAAGAUAGAAAAACAGAAGAAGAAAAAAAAACAAAUACAAACCCGUUUAUUGAUUCAAAUCCAUUUUUGGGCUUACUUAAUCCUUUUAAAGAAAUACAACCUAUGGUUGAAAAGAAAGCUGAAGCGGAAAUAGAAAAAAAUGGAGCGAGAGUCGUGAAAACUGAAGAGAUACAAACUACUACUACGACUCUUACUCACAAGGAUGAUAAUUCGGCAGUUUCCGAUAUAAGUCCUUGGUUAGUAGCCGAUCCACAAACAACAACAACAGAUCAAACCCCAAUUAAACAUACUGUAAUCACGAGGAAGACUGUAAUUACAACGCAACUUUAAAAUAUUAAUCAAUGAAAAAUACAAAAAAAAUAACGAAUAAUAUUUUUAAAACAGAAGAAGAAGUAUUUAUCAAAUUUUGUCUUCCUUAAGAUAUAUAUAUACACACUGAUAUACUUUAUGUGCCUAUUGCAAUAUAAUAUUGUCUAAAUAGACAAUAUAAAAUAAUUUGAAAUAACAUAUCAAUGGGACCAGUUUGUAUUUGUAUUUUUUGCAAAUUAUAAAUAAUUUACAUUCAUGUAAGUAUUUUAUUUGAUUUUAACUCUUAAUUUAAAUAAAUUAUAUGAAUUCUUUGAGAAAUCAAAAUAAAAAUAUAAAUUACCUAAAUGUAAUUUCUAAUUAGAAAAUUAGAUUAUUGUUUUCUUGGUAUUUUUUUUUUAUAAUAAGAUAUAUUUUCAAAUUAUAAAAAAUUUUUCUAAAUGUAUAAAAUAUAUUAUUUGGCAAUUAUGUUAAUACUCUUUAAUAUAAAAAUUAUGCAUAGUUUUUACUAAGUACAAUAUGUUACAAAAAUUUUAUUUUGUAUUUUAUCUAUGCCAUUAAUUGUUUUAUUUUAAUAUAAUAUCAAUUCAUGCCAUGCAAAUUAUUUAUGUAUGUUCUAUAUUUAUUGUUUUAUAAUUUUUAUAAAAAAUUAAAUGAUUUUGCAUCAUUACAUAAAUAAGAACACACAUUACACAUAUAUUAAAAAAUAAAUAAUAUAUGGUGCUCCUACUAUUAUUAAAUUGAUUUAUUUUCUAAUUUUUAUAUUUUUCAAGUUUCUCAUAGCUAAUUAUAUAUUAUGCAUAAUUAGAAAAACCUUAUAUAUUAUUUCAAAUUUGCAAAUAAAUUCUUGGUGCCUAGAUAAAUGAUAGUUUAAUUAAAAGUAUUUAUAUAAUAUUUAAAUAAUACUUUAUACUUGCCAUAGUGCCUUUGAUGACAAUGAAAAACAAAUAUCACUAUUGAAAUUUAUGCUCAUUCCUAUCGAUUUAUAUUUUAUUUACCAUAAAACAUUUUAUUAAAAAUAACUUUAUCCUAAAGAUAUUUACAUUAUAAAUAUAAUCAUUUCAUAAAAGAUAAUUUUUUUUAUCAAUUUUUAUUUAUAAAAAAUUAGGCGGGAUCAAUGAUGUAUUGCAUCUUUCAUAGAAAAAAAUUUACAAUUUAUAUUUCAAUAUGUUUGUACUUAUGAUAAUCUAAUUUUUUAUCAUGUUAUGUAAACAUAUUAUACCGCCAAAAUGUUUUCUUUUUUAUAGUUUUUAUUAUUGUUUAUGUAGUUUUAAUAUUUGUAACUAACAUAUCAGUAUUUUAUAAAAAAAAUAUGUCUUUUAAGAUUGUAAUACAAUGAAUUAAAAAUAUUUUGAGAAAAUACUGUAAGAAUUUUUUCAAACAAAAGAACAAUGACUAGUUUGAUAAAAAAUAUUGUUUCAUAUUUAGAAAUCUGAUUAAUUUAUUGUAUUACGAAAUUUGUUCUAUGUAAUGCAUUUAAAAGACAUGAAAUAUGUUUCUCAAAAUAUAAAUUAUAAAAAUAGAACUCAUUUCGACGACUUACAAAAGGCUGUUAAAGUACUUAUUGUAUUUCAUAUAUAAGCAUUUAUGAUGAGAAUAAGGCGCUGUUCGAUGUUUUAUGUAUUUAAAUAUACUAUAUUUAAUAGUAAUAAGCAGAGUACACAUAAUAUUAUUAUUUGAAAAUCUAAUAUAUAUGUUAUUUGUGUUUUACAAUGCUAUUAUCAAUUGAUACCCUAAUGUAUUCCGUCCUAAAGUAUUAUUAUAUAUAUAUAUACAUACAUUGUUAUAUACAUAUGUAUAAUUUUUCGCUUUGUAAUAAAAAAGAUAUUAUUAAAAAAUUAUAUUAUAGAUUUGUCAAAGAUAUAUUUAAUUCAUGUUUUAUAUAUUUUAUGAACUAGGCAUUUAAUUAUUAAAAAUACUGUAAAAAUGAUGCUGUCUUCAUAAGUUUAUAAGCUUUAAAAUAAAAAUUUAUAACAUAACUAAAUACUACUACAAAAUUAUAAAAAAAAUUUCAGUAAAAAUUUAUAUAUUCAAAUAAUAAAAAUUAACAUAUAAAUUAUUCUUCAAUAAUAUAAAUAAUUCUAUUUCUCAAAUUGAAAAGUAAUAAUUAUUUUCUGAUUUCAAAAUUUCUAUAACUUUAUAUUAAACGCACGCGAUAAUAAGAACAAUGCAAAAGAGAGAACUUACAUGUUACUAACACAGAUUAUUAUAAAAUAUCUUGUUGAAUUUAUAAUAUCAAUCAUUGCAUAAAUCAUCAAUAUGUAUUUACUCAUAAUAUUUGACAAUUAAUAUUUAAAAUUAGUAUCAGGCGAUAUGAGUCAAAUAGGAUAGUAAAUAUGACAUUUUUUUAUAUUUACAAUAUGUUAUAUUUAUAUAUGUAAAAUACUAAAUGUUUAUUUAUCUGUAUUUAAUUUCAUUUUUAUGAAUUGAUUUGAAUUAAUUUUUCAAAAUAUAUUUAUAAUAAAAUAAAAACAUCUUCUGGUUUAUCAGUUUCUUUUUAAUAAACUAAUAAGCUAGGAUUAAAUGCAUUAAAAUUAUUAUGAAGGAAUGUUACGAUACAAUGAUUAAACAUAUCUUUUAUAAAACUUAAAUUAUCUACAUAUGUUGCAUAAAAGGCAUUAUUUGUCAGCAUUGUCAUUGUUCUUUCUAAUGCAUAACUUUAUAAUGCAUGAACACCUUUAAAUACUUUAUCUAAAAAGUUCAACAUCUUUUAUUUGCUAUAUACAAAGUGAAAUUCUGAAUUGCCUGACUAUCUUUCAAAAUAUAUAUCACAAACGAUUUAAGUACGACUUGAUUGAAGGUUUUUUUUUCUAUUAUAUAUUAGUGUAUGUUAUUAUAUAAUAGUAUAUCGAGACUUACUAAUAAUUAUGUAGCAGAAGAUAUCAAACAGGUGUUUCUGGAUUGUCCCAUUCUUCGACAUCUUGACGUGAUAAAAAUUGCACAUGCGAAGACUCACGUACCAUUAAACUAACUGUAUCAGAAUAAUCAACAAUAUCAAUAGAUCGUUCUCCAUCACGAGGUAAACUUUUAUUAGAAGAAAUAGAACUACUGUUUUCCUCACUGCAGUCAUGUCUAAAUACACUAUCAGAUUGUGAAUGAGUUGGAGUAGAUAAUUCGGAAACUAACGGUGUAGAUUCAUCUUCGCUUUCUCCUGGAGCAGGUGAGACAGAUCUGAAAGCAGGUCUAGGAGAAGGUGGAGGUGAUACAAAAAGUGAUGCAGGUCUACUACUAGUGGAAUUGGCUCCACUUUUUUUUAAAUCUUUACGUCCAAACGAACAAGCUGAUCUAGUACUAAGUUGAGAUGUAAUACUACGUUGUGAAUUUGUACGUUGAAGAUGAACUGUUGAUUCAAAUGAACUGUCGUCUGACGUUUCUGGUUCAUCAUUGACUGGCACCCAAUGCAAAAGUGGAUUAGGUUGAAGUAUCACAUAAUCUGUAUCUUGAGGAGCCGUUGAGAUGGACCCUAAAACAAAUCUUUCCGUUAUCCAAUUUUUCAUUUAUAUCACUUGAAAUGGAUUAAAUAUAAACGUUAAUUUAUUAAACAUUAAUUGAUUAAUAAAAUGUUAAAUAUUAUGUUAAAUAUUAAACAUAAAAGGAUACCUAAAUAAAACACGAUUAAAUAUUAAA